CUUAUUAAAUAGAUCUCUGCUGAGCAGAUAAGUUCUCCGUUGACAUCUACGAGCUGUAAUUUGACAUUUAUACAAUAUACAUCAUAAUUAUGGGUGAAUUCCGAGCAUAUGUACAGUUGGAUGAACUCCUGUCAGAUUUCGAUCUCAGCGAGAAGAAGCUGCAUAAAAUUAAGAAUGCGAUGCUCGAUGAAAUGGAUAAGGGAUUAAGAGGUCAACCAUCAGACUUGAGAAUGCUUCCCACGUAUGUCAGGGCGCUACCGAAUGGCUCAGAGCAAGGCCGAUAUGUGGCUUUGGAUUUGGGAGGCACGAGAUUCAGAGUUCUAAUUGUAACGUUUCACGAAGGAACUACCAAAGAUGAAGUGACCAGCAAGUGGUUCGAUAUUCCUGAGAAAGUGAUGAAAGGCACAGGAUUCCAGCUGUUCGACUACAUGGCAGAGUGUAUUGCCAUUGUUGUCAGCGAAAACUCUCUUCAGGAUUACGAGUUGCCCCUGGGUUUCACGUUUUCCUUCCCCUGUCAACUGAAUGGCCUUGCCAGCGCUACAUUAUUGAACUGGACCAAAGGAUUCAAUAUCCCAGAAGUCAUUGGACAAGAUGUUGUGCAGAAGUUGAACGAAGCCAUCGAAUUGAGAGGAAACCACGUGCGAGUAGAGGCCAUUGUUAAUGACACCGUCGGCUGUCUGUGCACUGGAGCUUAUGAAGAUGACGAAGCUCAGAUUGGUGUCAUCUACGGAACUGGAACCAACGCCUGUUAUGUGGAGAAACUGGAAAACAUCAAAACGCUGAGCCUGGACCCAAAAGAUAGUGACCAGAUGGUAAUCAAUACUGAGUUCGGAGCAUUCGGCAACAGUGGACUGCUGAACGACUUCCGAACACUGUACGACUUACGAGUAGACGUGGACUCUAUGAACCCAGGCAAACAGAUCUACGAGAAAAUGAUCUCGGGCAUGUACAUCGGUGAGAUCUGCAGGAUUGCGUGUAUUGACUUCGCUAAGCAGGGAGUGUUCUUCCAAGGGGAAGUUGGAGAGAAGUUUAAGACUAAGUACAUCUUGGAAACAAAGUAUGUCUCGGCUAUGGUCCACGACAACACGCCUAAUCUGGAGCGAAUCCAUUACCACCUCCACUACGAUCUAGACAUUCCCCAUGUUUCAAGGCAAGACUGUGUUGCGGUGCAGCAGCUGUGCAAGGCGGUGACGAAGAGGGCGGGCAAGAUGGCGGCUAUUGGGUUGGCGGCCAUCAUCAAGAAGAUAGGGAAGGACAAACUGACCAUCAUCUGUGACGGCAGUCUCUAUCUUAACUUCCAGAAGUUCCGGGAGUACAUCACGGAGUACUUGAGUAUUCUGUCCCCGGCAGCUGAGUGCAAAUUCAUCACUGCCAGAGACGCCAGCGGCCGAGGAGCAGCUCUAGUGGCGGCCACCUCGUGUCGACUCAAGUCGCAGAGCAGCUCGCCAGUACUACAUCGAAAACAGGCGAACGAAGAGAGCGGUGAAGCCGACACUACUGUUACGGCGGCUGGGAAAAGUGGGGCGUCCACAGCCAACGGGGCUCCCAAUCCGACUGUGGAAAUCUCACCCGCCAAGUAAACCUGUCACCAUCCCCCCUUCCCUGCGGGCUCUUUUUCCUUGACACCUUGAACCACCGAUGAUUUUUUCAAUCGAUACUUUUUAACCAUGAAGUAACUCCAAAAUGUAAUGUUCAGUCACUGUAUAACCAGAUCGAAGCUUUUAUAUGCGUAUGAUUUGCUUCUCAGGAAACUCUCGGAAUCAUUUGUUAAAUUGCUUAUUGCAAAAAAUAGCGGUUGCGGAGUUUUGAACGGGAAAAGAGCUCAUUUUUGCUCUCACGUGUAGAAAUAAUUUUGAGUAAUGAGUAGUACGCACAAAAUAUGGGUUUGGGAUUCUGAGGACUGACUUCUUGUUUGAACUUUUGAACUUGAGCUCUGCUCUAUUGAUGUAUCUAUGCUAGCUAACCUCACUUGUCUGAAAAGCCGACGGAUGGCCUCGCAGGUGUCUAUGUGUAUGCAUUGGGCGUUGAAACAGUGCUAUUGUGUGCUAUGUCAUUAUUACUGACAUUUAAGUUUUGGUUAGCCCAUGGCCAAAUUGCGUGUACUCUUUAACAUUAUUAAAAAGCAUAUGCACCUUAAUAGCAGUAGUUUUUUUAAUCUCUUAGGUCACUUUUUGAACAAUUGGUGUCAAAAUUUAAUGCUCUUAAUUUUGCCGCUGUUGUUUCUUAAUAACAAGUCACAAACAAUGGUUAUCUGCUGAGAUGUAAAGCUGUAUUAAAGUGGUUGCAAAUUCAAAUAUUUGGUUUUUGUAUAUUUUCGCGUGUCGACAGUUUUUGCGAUUGAAAUUGACUCAAGUUUCAGCUCCUUAAUCUGAAGUGAUUAUAUUUCGUCUUUUUAUUGCAUGCUUUUGUGGCGCGUAAUUCUUAUGCCUUUUGAAAAAAAAGAAUUGAGCAAAAACAAGGUUUUUUCAUAAAAAAAUUCAUGCUUGUUUGCUCGCAAAACCUUCAGUAAACGAUUGUAGGCAUGAAAGUUUGUUAAAAUCAUUUUUAAUUUGUAGUGUUGGCCGAUAAAUUUCAAGAGUUUGCGUCAAAGCAUCAAAUUUUGUAAUUUUACCAUAGACAUAUACAAGUGAAGGAUUUUUUUCGGACAUAUCCCCUAAAUUUGAUACUCAAUUUAACGUAUACUAAAGCAUCACGUUAAUUUUCCAUUGAGAUUAAUUAUAUUCAAUCAGAUUUAUUUAUUGUACUCGAAAUUCAAAUUUGACAUAUAUAGGGAGGGGGUAUAUCCGAAGAGAUUCAAGAUGAAUUUGUAUUGAAAAUUGAGGUAAUAAUGUUCUGUUUGUGUAAUCUGCUAAUUUUGAUUAUAUUUGUCAACAAUCGCGUCUUACCUAAUUUUUUUGUAUAAACAGCACGCUGAGAAAACAGUUGGAACUAAUUCUUCAGUACCUUACAAAACAUGCAAAUGAAGAAGUGCUAUGCUAUUUAUAUUUAUUGUGCAUUCUAGCGGUUGAAUUAACUGAACUACUAAAUUGAAUUUAUUCUCAAAUACUGAUAUAAAUGGUGCAACUGAGAAAUGGUCGAUUGAAAUGAAUUACUUCCCAAUAGUAAAUCACCUUCAUACUCAAAAUAAAACUUACACAACUGC
Molecule: messenger RNA, 3142 nt
Organism: Symsagittifera roscoffensis
Lineage: Eukaryota; Metazoa; Xenacoelomorpha; Acoela; Convolutidae
Product: hexokinase-1-like
Exons: 8
Coding region: 90-1580 (496 amino acids)
Biological process (GO): glucose metabolic process; glucose 6-phosphate metabolic process; carbohydrate phosphorylation
Cellular component (GO): cytosol; mitochondrion
Molecular function (GO): fructokinase activity; ATP binding; D-glucose binding
Source: RefSeq, a predicted model, not a curated record